Molecule: messenger RNA, 1656 nt
Organism: Cryptomeria japonica (Japanese cedar)
Lineage: Eukaryota; Viridiplantae; Streptophyta; Pinopsida; Cupressales; Cupressaceae
Product: sec14 cytosolic factor
Exons: 6
Coding region: 364-1158 (264 amino acids)
Source: RefSeq, a predicted model, not a curated record
AUCUGAAAAGUGGAAUAAACCAAAAAAUUCAAAACUUGUUCAUUUCGAGAAAGCUACUUUCGACGACUCUUGGGCAAAUCUAUGGAAAAUGAGCUAAAUCAAUGCAUCACUCUAAAAAUCUCCACGCGAUUCGAUCGGAAACGUGCAGAAGGAACAGGAACUCAGAAACAGACAAAAACAUCUCCAGAUGCCAUUUGCGUUGACUCUGCAUAAAAAAUAAAAAGUCUACCGUUCUUGUGGUGCAUGGAAUCUUUAUUUUAAUUUGGAAGAUUCAACUGCCGGCUCUUACAAAUUGAUGAAAUUAUAAAGCUUUCACCUUCAUCUUCAGCUUCUGUCUGUUUUUAUUUUCUUUGUUUGAAGAAAAUGGACUUGCGAAGCGCUAACAGCCAGAAUGGAAUGAAUGGCGAGGCCAAGCCUGAUGAAUGCCAUUACAUUUCUGACGCAGAUCUAGUCAAGAUAAUGAAGAUGCGAGAAAUUAUUGCCAAAGACGAUCCUGCUCCGAAGGUUGCAGAUGAUGCUACUCUUCGGCGUUUCUUAUAUGCUCGGGAAUCCAAUGUGCAACACGCUUCUGAGUUAUAUAUAAAGUAUAGAAAAUGGAGACAGACUUUUGUACCCCAUGGCUGUAUCUCGGAAACGGUGAUCACAAAUGAGCUGAAGAAGAACAUGGUCUGUAUGCAAGGAUUUGACAAAAAAGGAAGGCCAAUUGCAGUUGUAAUUUUGAAAAGGCACAAACCCUGCCAUAAGGCUCUUGAAGACACAAAACGUUACUUUGUCUAUACUUUCGAUAAAAUGGCUUCCAGAACAUCAAGCGGACAAGAAAAGUUUACCAUCAUAGUAGAUCUUGAAGGAUGGACAUACAAGCAUGUUGACAUUCGUGGAUACCUUGCACUCCUUGAAAUCUUGCAGAAUUACUAUCCAGAGCGCUUAGGGAAGCUGUACUUUAUUCAUCUUCCGUACAUAUUCUGGGCAGCAUGGAACAUAGUAUGUCCUUUUGUUGACAAAAAGACAAAACAAAAGGUAUCAAUAGUUGAGAACAAGGACAUAAGAACAACUCUGUUGAUGGAUAUUGAUGAAAGCCAACUGCCUGAAAUUUAUGGAGGUAAAUUGCCCUUGGUACCAGUUCAGGAUGCAGUUGUACCAAAUUUGCCUGCAAACUAAAAGAAGUUCUUAGUCAAGGUUUGACACUAUCUGGUAUCAGAAUGUUUAUAACUUCUCGCUUUGUACCUGAGAUGUAAAUGGUGGUAUGUAUCCGAUCUUCUAAUAAGAAAUGUCCACUUGAAGCAUAAAUGUCAACUGGUUGUCUUACAACCCCAUUUGUUGCACUUGUAUGUAUAUGGGAGCAUUUCCUUCGUAUCACUUGUUGACAUCUCAGACUCAAAAACUUCAAAUAACAUCCUCACUCCAAAAUAUACAUAUUUUUUGGUAAGAUGUCCCUUUAACUUGUGACGGUUAUUGAGAUGUAUUACUCCAUGGUUCUGUCUCUUUGGUAGAAUAGCCAAAGAAAAAAUAACAAUUGCAGAAGAGAGGAAAUGUACUACACAUUACUGUUGGUUUCUUAACUUUUGACAGGAAAAUAUAUAGAACAUGAAACAGAAAUAUUUGUAUGCACUGUUUCUGAAGAGAAUAAAUUCCAUACAUCACGUGUUUUCAAAUGAA